GCUGUUGGCCCGUGCUGGGGAGCAGCAGGGGGCUGCUGAGCACCAGCCAGGGGUAAAUCCUGGGGUAAACCCCAGGAAAGGGGAGGUGCAGCAGCUAUUCCUCAUCAGAAACUUCCCUCAAUCCCCCAUUGCUAAAGGCAGCAGAUGCUGCCCAAGCCCUUUAACUCUGCUCAAAGUCCCCACAAGCAUCUGACAGGAGCUGUGGCUCCCUGAGGGCCACAGGGAUUUGGGAUGGGUUUAACCCACAGGGGUAAAGCCCCCACUGUGCACACACCAACCUCAUGUCCAGGCAUCCCCUGGCAGAGCAUCCCCCUGCCCUCCCCGCUCAUACCCCUCCCCUGGGUGUGCAGCCUCAUGGGAGUUUGCACCCCCCCAUCCUCUUUUUAGCACCCCCAGCACUCAAUUGAACAAGUGAUUUGCUGAAUUGGGGGUCCCCUGUGCCAGCCCCUGAGCCCCAGUGCAAGGCUGGGUCCCACUUGAUGGAUUUUCCUCAGCUGGGGAGAUUGGCUGGAAAAAGGGCCAAAUCCAUCACUGUCCAGGCGCUAAAUUUAGCUGGAUACGCAGAAGGCAGGGGCUGUACCAGGAACUGGGGGGGCCUUGAGGGGCCCUGCCUGCCUUCUGCUCUCUCUGCCAUAGCAGAGUGCAAAGGGGAAAGAGGGGUCAAAGAACUGGGUGAAAGGGGGUCCUGCAGGGCCAGGUGGGACCCCAACACCCUCCCCAACCAUCACACCGCACCGUUUUGCAUCAGCCCUGUCCCUGCUGCUCCCCAAACCUGCCUCAUCCCUGGGCUUUGAGCAUCCUGGAUGGUCCAAAAUCUCCUUUCCAGAUUCUCUGGAGACACUCCUUGGGCAGCUCUGGGGGAGCCACGCAGACCCUCAAGGGCUGGAUAGCCCAGUCCCAGGCUCUGAGCAUCCCAGGGAUCCUGGGGAGUGCCAGGCAUGGGAUACAGGCAGGAUCCCUUGUGGUGGUGAAAUGCGACGGGUGAAAGGCAACAGCUCUGGCUACUGUGGUUGGGCUGGGACACCCCCCCCACCCCACCCCACAAAAAAAGCCUCUCUUGACCGAUGUGACACCCACCUUUCUCCUGUCCCCCUGCAGAUGUGCACCCCCAGCAACACGCCCGCCACGCCGCCCAACUUCCCGGACGCGCUGGCCAUGUUCUCCAAGCUGCGCACCUCGGAGAGCCUGCAGAGCAGCAACAGCCCCAUCACCUCCAUGGCCUGCUCCCCGCCGGGCAGCUUCAGCCCCUUCUGGGCCUCCUCGCCCCCCAGCCACCAGCCCGCCUGGCUGCCCCCGUCCUCGCCCACCACCCACGGCCUCCACCACCACCUGCACCACCCGCAGCCCUCCUGGCCCCCCGCGCCCCCGCCCGCAGCCCCCCCACAGAAAGCCGUGGCCACCAUGGACAGCCAGAGAUAAGACUGGGGCUGGAGGAGGGUUGGGGGGUGGGUUGAGGGAAGGGAAGGGGAGGGGCUUCUGGGCCGGGGCGUUGGGAGCGGGGGCUCCCCAAGAAACGCACUGGAAUAAUUUUCUAGGUUUUAUUAUUAUUUUUAAGGGGGAGUGGGGAUGGAUGGAUGGAUGGAGCACGUGCUGCCGGGGAGGGCACCAACCCCUGAGUGCCUCUGCAAGAGUCGCUGGCUGGUCUUUUCUCCUCCCCUUGCCCCCCCCUUGUUUUUUUUAAAAUAUAUAACUAUAAUAUAUAAAUAUAUCUAAUGUAUAUAAAUCCAGAGAGAAGGAGCAGCAGCGUGGAGGCAGCUGCUGGGUGUCUGGGGGGUUGGUUUCCCUAUGGCUCUACCCCCACCCAACAUCCCUACAUCAGGGCAGGAGAGGGAAGUGGGGGGGUGGGACAGGAAUAACAAAAAUGAAUGGAUGGAGGUGGCUGUCAGCACCCCAGAUCAUGGCCAUGGGGGCACAGAGCCACUGGACACCCCUCUCCCCCCAGCUCUGGAUUUCCUGGACGCUUGACACAGUGCCCAGAGCAAACCAACCUCUCCUCUGGCUUCUGAAAUUCAGCCCAGCUUCUUGCACAGACACCCCCCUCGACUUCCCCCCAACCCCAUCCUCCCUUCCCUCCCUCAGCACCCUCAGGGCCUGGGGGAUUAUCAAGGUGAUGCUCCUCUCAUCCCUGCAACUGCCAUACAUGGCCCUUCCCCAGGGAGAGUUGGGGGGUUGGGAGGGGUUUUUUUAGUUUUCAAAUCAAUCUUGCUUAAAAAAAAAAAAAAAA
Molecule: messenger RNA, 2224 nt
Organism: Empidonax traillii (willow flycatcher)
Lineage: Eukaryota; Metazoa; Chordata; Aves; Passeriformes; Tyrannidae
Gene: UBALD2
Product: UBA like domain containing 2
Exons: 1
Coding region: 973-1419 (148 amino acids)
Source: RefSeq, a predicted model, not a curated record